This is a messenger RNA of Magallana angulata, 6754 nucleotides long. RefSeq names its product titin-like. NCBI's taxonomy places the organism in Eukaryota, Metazoa, Mollusca, Bivalvia, Ostreida, Ostreidae. Gene Ontology annotation, molecular function: actin binding; myosin binding; small GTPase binding. The transcript is spliced from 29 exons. The coding region runs from base 692 to 5908 and encodes 1738 amino acids. Gene Ontology annotation, cellular component: cortical actin cytoskeleton. Gene Ontology annotation, biological process: intracellular protein transport. The record is from RefSeq and is a predicted model, not a curated record.
CAGAACAUCUGCAGAAUGCAACACUACCAUGUUCAUUAUCACCAGUAAUGCUAUUAUAACCGGUAAAUUAGAUAAAAGAAUAUAUCAAAAGAACACAAUGUUGAUGCGCAUUGAAAGGCAUUGUUCAAACGUCUUUACAACAGCCCCGAGAAAAUUGUCUGUUUUAUGGAGGGAUUUAGAUGGUGACAAUAGGUGACUUUGAAAGACAUACAAUACGGUUAUGGUCACGGGUUGAUGAUCUGGACAGAAACUGAAAUUAACAGCCCGGAAAAAGAAACUAGCAUUGUCCAUUACUAGUGUGGAUCAAUAUCAGGAAAUUCGUGUGCUGUCCCUACAAGAAACUUACAAUCGAAGGGAUAUGCCAAAGUGACCUGACUAAUGAAGUUCAUGAGCCAGCUUACAUAUAGCAGAUAGAAAAUUGUCCUUUCAUCAGAGUGGAUAUUGUAUGUCAACCCUAGAGAUUGCUUUUGUGUUGGGCAUGCACGAAAUGAACAUCCUGAAAUCAGCUAAUAGCGCUUGAUCUGAAUUUUCCACUCCUAAAAUCAGUUUUCGGGGACAAACUGCCACUGAUUGAUGCUGUGUCUUUUGCCAUGUGAUUUAGACCUUACAGCAGCAGAAUUUUUUCAAACCUAAAACAAUUGAGCCAAUAUGCUUCCGAAGCUUGCUGAUCCUUUUGGUUAAGAUGUGAAAGAUGCGAACAGACUCCAGCACCAUGAGUCGAGCGGCAGUCACUAAACACAUGAACCUGGAGCAUCUCAGCGAUGCUGAGUGUGAGAAGAUCCUGCAAGUGUUGCAGAAAGAUUUCGAAUUGCGGGAAAAGGAAAAAGAACGUCUUCACAAAAUCGAGGAAUGUUUAAAAGAGGAAGAGGAAAAAACUGAGGUGAUUGCAGUGAAAACCAAGCUGAAUGAGGAGGUGUGUGUCCGAUGCUGCCAGAAGUUUGGAAUCAUCUUCAAUCGCAAGCAGCUCUGUCUUGUCUGUAAACACUAUGUCUGCAAACGUUGUGCUGACUACAAUGACAGUGAAAAGGGCUACACCUGCCAUGCCUGCAUCAAAGAAAGAGCUGAGAUCGAGGAACAAGAAAGGGAUUUGAAGCUGAAAUCUUUUGAAUGGUUUUACAACAACGUCAGUCAAAAAUUCAAAAGAUUCGGGAGUGCCAAGGUAGUGCGGUCCUUGUACAAACAGAGAGGAGCCCGGGGGAGAGCUUAUCACAGAUGUUGUGAAAUAUACCCCUUUGAGUUGUCGUCUGCGAUGUCAGGUGAUGUAGUAACAGAGUACACUUUAUGGAGGACGCUCCUUGCGGACAAUGAGAGUGACACUGGCUACGACCCCAAUUUCCUGACCUCUCUCAGAUCAGGGUCCCAGCGGGGAGGAGGAGGAGGAGGGGGGUUCUCCGCCCCUGAAGAUGGAGGAAGGGACGAGGAGAUUCUCGGUGCCAACAGUGAAGGGGAACCAGAAAUUGAGUCCAUAGGGCCAGCUCCCUUUACUGCCACCACCAACACCACGCGAUCUCGUGCAUCCUCCGUGGAAACUCUGAACCAUGACAACAAGAAAAGCUUGUACAGCAACAACAACAACCAUGCCAGCAGCACAGCAGAAGUGCAAGUCGACAACAUCCCCAAGGAGAAAAGUAAAGAAGAUAUAUACAAAGAAGCAUUUGAACAUUACAAGGGAACAGAAGAGAAGAAGUUCAACUCUAAAUUUGGCUCCCUGCUCCACGAUCUACACCAGUCUUUGGAGCAGCCAGUUCUGAGUGGAGGGUCUAGCUAUGGAAGUACUUCAUAUGGAGAAGUUUUGGAGAAAUACAGAUCAAGGUUACGGGAACUCUUGGUUGGUGUCUCCCAGCGACUGGAAAUGGCUGUCGAAAGUUUUGAUAGUACCCCAUCACAAUCGGCCACAGACACUGUCCAGAAGGUGAAAAAAAUUGUCUCCAAGCUGGUGGAGGAGAGUUUUGGAGAAUCUAUUGAUGUUACCUCUGAUGAAGCUGUGUCUGAUUUGUCCUCAUUGUCGGACGAUUCCUGCGAUCAUCAGGUGAAAUCAUUCGAGGAUCAACUCGCUCAUGCUGUGGUUGCUCGGGUGUUAGAAAACUUCAGUAGGGAUAGAAAUAUAGACAUUCCCUUAGACUUUAUUGAUGGAAACGCUUUAACAAACCAAGUGUCCGAUAGUAGAUCUCAUGGCUCGGACAAUAAAUCUCAUCCAGAUCUCGCGAGUAGAUGUGCCUCAUCAGAUGACGAGAACAGUGUUGUGACUAAAAUCGAGCACCGCUCACCGUCGGGUGGAUUCAGUGUUGACGAUUUGGACGUGAAUGAGUAUUCUAGUGACUCUGAACUCAGACUUCACUCGGCAGAUUCAGAUUCUAGGAAGGGAUCAAGGCAAGAUAGAGACGCUAUAGACAGUAGUUAUGAAGUGAUCAGUGUGCAUGAGUUGGAGGGUGAAAAUUCAGCAGAAGCAGAGGAGGAUCUAGUUGAUGGUCAGGGUGUGGAUCAAAGACUUUCAGGGGAGUUUAGGGAAGAAGAACCAGAGUUAAAGGAGGAAGAUAUAAUAACCACAGAAAGUGUUCAACAAACUCACAACAGACAACAAGACUUAGAGGAGCUCAAACGCAUCGCCAAAGAUAUUAACUCUCCUCGACGGAAUGUACAGUGUCAUGAUAUUCAGGAACAGAUUGAAUUUGACGAGGAGCCUAUAGAACCUGUGAUAGUGAAUAGGGACGAGUCAAAGAGUGAAUUUGAGUCUCGGUUAUCCACGUACGAUCGGUUGCACGACACGGACAAGUAUUCAUUUCCGGACUUCUCCGAGGAUUUUGAGGAUAACGAGUUCUUUCAAAACGAGGUAGACCCAGAUCUGUUAUCCAUGAAUCUUGCUCCGAUUCUUGAGGAGGAUGAGGAGAAUUAUCAAGAGGAGGAUGAGGAGAAUGAAGAAGGAGCAUCUCUUCACCCCAGGAAUUCUGAUGACAAGAGUUGGCGUGACAACUGGAUCUUUAACAGAUCUGGCCUGUCGUUUAACUCCAGCCUGGGGGGUGGGGGUCUGGCGGGCAGGACUCUAGACGAAGUGUACGUCACCGUGCCUCAGCCUGAUGAUGACAUCACAGCAAGAGUGGGAAACAGUGCUUACACGGAAAAGGGAGAACUCAGGGAUGUGGACCAAAUGUCUGAUGACCUUUCCGAAGGUCACGAGGAUCUUAUGGACGAUGAGGUCUCCUUCUUUGCCAAAUCGGUAGAUGAGAUUGCCAGGAUUACGACCCGGAUGACCUCCUCCUCCCCCUGUCUCCGCCCCCACUCCUCCACCAGCGUGCAGACGGUGGAUUCAGACACAUCCUUGGAAACCUCAGUCUCCCUCCGGUCCAGCAUCAGUAAGGCAGAGCCCACCUACAUUGAGGAGCUGAUUCCUGCCGAGGGGGAUGAUCCGAAGUUCGAUAUUCCACCAGAGAGCAUGACCGUAAAGGAAGGAGAACCAGCCAAGUUUAGCUGCAGAGUCAGUGGAACUGAACCCAUAGAGGUGAUUUGGUACAGAGUAGAAGACGGCGAGUUGCAGCAGUUGGAGGACUCGGAGGAUUAUGAGUUUACUCGCGAUCACAACAAGCAUGGUGCUACUGUCUUUAACACGGCCAAGAGCAUGGCGGGACAGCUGAUGUGUAUGGUCCUCAAUGAGAAGGGCCACUGUUCACAGUCCUUCAUUCUCAAAGUCAGAAGUAACAACCAAGAAAUGAAGAAACCAGAGUUUUUGAAAGAAAUUGAAGAUCAAGAGGUCAAAGAGGGUCAACAUGUCAAAUUUAGGGCAAAGGUCAAAGGGUAUCCACUUCCCAGAGUUGUCUGGUACAAAGAUGGACAUCUGCUGAAAAAUGGCACUAAUUAUAAGAUGGAAAAGUUUGGAAACAGAGAUUACCUAUUGAAUGUGGAAUAUGCAACUCCUGAGGAUGAUGCGGAGUAUUGGGUUGUUGCCAAGAAUGUUGCAGGGGAGGCAAAAUCAACAGCCCAGCUGAUAGUCCAAUCCAAAGAACUAGAUUCCUCACCAAAUACCAGUGCAUCCCUGAGUAAAAACAAGGAUGACCAACAACUGGCCAACAUGGGGAGGAAGCUGUUGAUGACCCACGGGCAGGUCACGGAGGAGACUGAGAGGAUGAUGGAGUCUGCUAAUAAGAUGUCAGACAUGCACUCCUCACUGGAUCAGUUUGAUGCCAUGCUCUCCUCAUUUGAGGCAGAGAUGGAGGUGUCGGGUUCCUCAACGCCUCGCCCUCCUCCGCCCUCAGAGUUUGCGGAUGAGGACACUCUGCUUAAACAUGAUCUGCGUAAGGGUGUGGAAAAUUAUAACAGCAUGAAGGAUGCAGCAUCCAACAUACGAAACACCACCUCAUCUGCUUUAAAACUGUUGAAAUCCACUGAAAAUCUCAUCAACUCCCAACCGGAGGAAGAUGCAUUUGCCUCAGUCUCUGUAAGGGACAGCACUCUGUCUCCAAAAUCUAGGCAAGACCAGGACAAUAACAAUCUAAGCCAGAAUUCCACACAGAAACUCUUGGACAAUGUGGUGUCAGAGCCGGUCGCCAAAGUACCCAGCUUAGAUCUCUCCGAAGUCCCAAAUGUGAAGGACACUGAUCAUGUGACCUCCGAAACUGUGAUAGAAGAAUCACCUGCCUCAAAGACACCUCAGGAAAUUGUGAAAGUGAGGAGUGAUUUGCUCAGUGAGGAUGAGGAGCCGACUGUCGUCAAUUUUGGUCCAAAGGAGGUUUCUGGGGAAAUGUAUGGUAGAGACUUCUAUGUACAGACAGAGAAGAAAACGUCGCCCAGGCACUGGGAGGUCAAGCUACCACAGUAUUCCUCCCGAGGGGGCAGCGUCAUGCACCCAGAGGGCCUCCAUGAGACGGAAGAGGAGAUUUACAUAACGUAUGGUCACAUCUGUCAUUUGGAGGAAAAAAUUCAUAACCUCGAAUAUUGCUUAAAUCACACGCCCCUGUCCCACAAGAGAAAGCUCCGAGACUUGGAGGAUGAGGUAGCCCUCGUAGUGGCCCACACUAACCUCUCCGAACAGCGUGUUGUAAAUGUGGAGCGACAGUUGGAUUUGAACAACUGUCCCUCAAUCUCCACUGGUCACGCAGCAGAAGACAGUGUCAGUAGUCUCUCUCCCAGCCUCUCCAUUGAUUCUGGGUUUUCCUCCAUACGGGAAAAACCACAACAGACUCAGAUGUUUGGAGAAUCCAGCGAAAUGGACAUUCCCGAGAGCCGAACCGAGUUCAACGAGGAUAUGGGAGCAGCAGAAUUGCCGUCGGUGAAUCGUCUCAAAGCACUGUUCAACGCAGGAAAGGGAGAUGACUCUGCAUCAGUGAAGCGGUUUGAAAAUGUUCUAGACUCAGGGGUUCACAGUAUAACGGGGCGCAGUGUUCCCAAGGAAAAGCUUGAAAAAUACAGGAAUGUUUUGUCCCCCAUGUCCAAACCUGUCCAGUCCUCAGAACAACCCACCCCAGGAAAGAGCACACUGAAUGUGACUUUGUCUUCAAAACACCCAGGGACAAAACAUAUCGAUGCUGAGCCCACCCAGAUUUUUCCGGAGAAAAAAGGAGAUUUUUUCCCGCAAUCACCCAAUCUGAGAACUUCAAGUAGUGUCACCUCUACAAAGACAAUAGCUAGUGCAAAAACCAAAGCUGCUCCACCCCCUCCAUCGACCAAUCAAGGAGCAGCAGCAGCAACAUCUGUGUCAAGGACACAGGUUCAAGGUAGCUCUGGGUCAAGGUCAAAUAAUGAACCUUCCCAGAGUUCAUCUAAAGUGUCUUCCUCACAAGGUGCUCCAGCUAAAGGUAAAACGAGAAUUCGAUCUGGGUGCAUAAACGCUCGAGCCUCUUUUUGGGAGAAGCGCAUCCAUGGAGAGGACACUAAGGAAGAGGAAUUUCCGGAAAUGGUGGAACAUGUCGAUGAAUGAAAGUCUUGGUUUCAGGGAGCAAACGUCUAUUGUACUCUACGUAUAUGAAUGUAACAUUGUUUAUGCUUAUUCCAAAACUUUCUGCUGAAUGUGAUAUACAAAACUCUAAUGUACUACAUGUAUAAGCAGCAAAGGAUCUUGAAUUCAUGAAGAAAAUCACUUGUGUAUUUGCAAUAUUUACUCAUAUGCAGAGAUAGGUUUUCUAUUUAUUUUUUACCUUUAAGAUAUGCAUGUAUAUUCAAGUAUACUCAGCAGUAAUCGUAUAUGUAGGCUAAUAGGUGCAUUUAUGUGGGGGUCUUUUUUGUGUUGUUCAUGUAUCAUAUUUCUACCACAAAAAAGGUUUCUUUAAACUGUGUAUUGUAAUUCUUUCAUUGGAAAUAAAAGUUUUGGUUCAAAAACAGCUGAGAAAAAUCUACAAAGUGUAAGGAAAUUGUAUUAUUGUUAAUUCUAGAUAUAUAUGUUUUGUUGAAGUCUGCAUGAUGAUGAGGUUGUGAUAUCAAUCAAGUCAGAUUAAACUUAUUUUAAUAAAACUAGUUUUCUUUUAAUAUAGAUGUUAAAUGUAUUAAAAUGAACAACUGCCAUACAGUGAACUCUGCAUCUUUUGUUGUUAGUUGUUUUGUUGUUAUUUUAUAAUAACCAAUGAUUUUCUCUCUUACAUUUUGAUAUUAUACAUUCCAUAUGGGUAUUUGUUAACUAGCCUGUGAUUUGUUCAUAUAUUCUAAGAAUAUGUCACGCUGGUAUAUAUUUAUAUCUCAAUCAAAUAAACCUUCAAUGAAUACUUCUACUGUAAUGUAUCAUAAGUGCAAUAUCUUCAAAAUACAAUUAAAAUGAUAUUUUUUCAUUGAA